This is a messenger RNA of Racocetra persica, 1170 nucleotides long. Lineage: Eukaryota; Fungi; Glomeromycota; Glomeromycetes; Diversisporales; Gigasporaceae. The record is from the annotation of a GenBank genome assembly.
AUGUUGUCGACACAGACUUCCUUUCAACCAAUCUAUGGAAAAUUAUCUGAUAUUUUUGGUCGCAAAGCAACAUUCUUAGUUGCAAUUACCAUCUUUGAAGUAGGUGAUGUUAUAAUUGGUCUCGUCUUAAUUAUAAUUACAGAUAUUGUAAGCUCUAAAGAUCGAGGAAAAUACCAGGGCACUAUUAGUGCAUGCUAUGGUGUUGCUUCCGUUGUAGGCCCACUCUUGGGUGGUGCUAUUACUGAUCAUGUCAGUUGGAGAUGGUGUUUUUUCAUUAAUCCUCCUUUAGGUGUAAUAACGAUAAUCGUUGUAGUUAGGUUUCUUCAUUUACCAAAACCACCCGGUUCGUUACUUGAUAAAAUUAAAAGAGUUGAUAUUAUUGGUACCAUUCUAAUAAUCUCAUCAACUGUUUGUAUCUUAUUACCGCUUAAUUGGGGUGGCAGUACUUAUCCUUGGAAUAGUCCCGUGAUUAUAAUACUUUUAUGUGUCGGCGCACUCGGUUACAUAAUAUUCGGUCUCGUUGAGCAUUAUAUCGUUACUGAACCCGUAGCUCCAUCUACACAAUCCGGAUUAGAGUUCAUGCCUUACCUUCUUGGUGUGGUAGUUUUCUUACUUCUGACCGGUCAACUAUUCUCUCGAACAGACAAAAUACAGUUUCGAUUAGUGACUUUAAUUGCUUCGGCAUUGACAAUAAUUGGUGCCGGAUUAACCAUUAUAUGGAGAGAAAAUACUGGAUAUGGUGAAUAUAUAGGAUACAUGUUAAUUGGCGGUAUUGGAAUGGGUGUAGGUCUUCAAGUUAUUAUAUUAUGCGUCCAAAGAUUGGUUGAGCCGAAGGAUAUAGCUUCGGUUACUACAUUAUCAUUUUUCUUUAGUAACAUUGGGGGUGUUUUUGGAAUCGCAAUGUCAGGAACAGCAUUUAAUAAUAGACUUUCUCAAGAAUUAAGUACUUUAACUUUACCUCCAUCUUUUUCAACACAAUCCGUAUACACUAUACAAUCAUUACCACCAGAUACACAGCCAUUGGUAAUUCACGCUUAUGUGUUAGCAUUUCAAUUCACUUUUGCACUUUUCACAAUAUAUAGUGCGUUAAUGUUUAUUUCAGCGUUGUUUAUGGGAAAUAGUAAACCAAUACAUAAGGAUGGAGAAAAAAUGGUUUCUGUAUUUGAAUAA